Papilio xuthus (Asian swallowtail) is the source of this 2203-nucleotide messenger RNA. RefSeq names its product cytochrome P450 9e2-like. Lineage: Eukaryota; Metazoa; Arthropoda; Insecta; Lepidoptera; Papilionidae. Gene Ontology annotation, molecular function: heme binding; oxidoreductase activity, acting on paired donors, with incorporation or reduction of molecular oxygen; iron ion binding. Bases 313 to 1902 code for a protein of 529 amino acids. The transcript is spliced from 11 exons. The record is from RefSeq and is a predicted model, not a curated record.
UUGUUUACCUUGCCUAUUUCGAAAUGUAGUUAGGAAUAAAAGUGUAAAAUAACAACAAAUGCUAUUUAACAAUAUUCUGUGCUGUGGUUUGUGUCAUAAUAUUAGAUGAUAUUACAUCAGUUGCAACAUAAAUGAGUUAAAUUACUGCAGUGGAGGUGUGGAUAUACUCAAGAGAAUCGCUUCAAAGUUAGCCCCGAUCUGCGCAGUCGCUGGCCUCUCUUGCCUUCGUUUGGUUCGGUCUUGUGUUUGUUUGGUGUUUUGUUCUAAACGUGUUAUUUGUUAUUGCCGUAUGAUCUUCCUUCAUUUACAAAAAUGGCAUUCCUUAUAUGGGUGUUGUUAGUUGUGAUACUCCUCCUGUAUUUUCGGCAAGUGUACUCCAAAUUCACAAAGGCCGGAGUCAAUCACUUGCCUGUGUUCCCACUGCUGGGCAACAGUGGGCACACGCUGCUAAGAUUAGACAAUAUCAUAAACCGUAUCACACUAGUAUAUAGGAGCUUCCCUGACGAUUAUUUCGUUGGAUUCUAUGAACUUAUGAAUCCUUUAAUAAUAGCCAAAGAUGUGAGGCUGGUGAAACAGAUAGCUGUGAAAGAUUUCGAAUACUUUGUGGACAGACGCGGCUUCGGCAAAGAGUUUGCGGAUCCACUAUUUGGCAGAAAUUUGUUACUUUUAAAAGGCGAAGAAUGGAAAGCUAUGCGCUCAACUUUGAGCCCAGCGUUCACGAGUACCAAGAUACGGUUGAUGGUCCCCCUGAUGGUGGAAGUUGGUGACCACAUGAUAAGGACAUUAAGAAAGAAAAUCGACGACUCCGGUGUAAAUUACGUAGACAUCGAAUGUAAGGACUUGGCCACGAGGUACGCCAAUGACGUCAUAGCGUCGUGUGCGUUCGGUCUUCGUGUGACGUCACUAGAGGAAGGUACACAGUUCUACGAGUACUGCAAGAGAAUGACCACUAUCAGUUUUGUUGGCAUGCUGAAGAUUCUUGGCUACAGAACGUGUCCUAAGAUUUUGAAGAUGUUCAACAUAACGUUAUCUUCAAAAGCCCUGUCAUCGUUCUUCAGCGACUUAGUGUUGGGCACAAUGCGGCAGCGCGAGGAGCAGCACGUGCUCAGGAAUGAUAUGAUACAGCUACUCAUGGAGGCCAAGAAAGGAACGCUGUCUCAUGACAGUAAAGUGGUGAAGGACGCAGACGCCGGCUUCGCGACCGUCGAGGAAUCUGUCGUCGGCAAGACUAAAGUGGUUAAAGAGUGGAGUGACGUGGAUCUGGUGGCACAAGCAGUGCUGUUCCUGAUCGCGGGCUUCGAGACUGUGUCCACAGUGAUCGCCUUCACGCUGUACGAGCUGGCGCUGCACCCGGAUGUGCAGGACCGACUGCUGCACGAGAUACGAGAGAACGUGUCGCAACACAAGGAUAACACUAUUGACUACAACGUUAUACAGCGCAUGAACUACUUGGAUAUGGUGGUCUCAGAGGUGCUACGUCUGUGGCCGCCGGCUCCUGUGGCUGAUCGUAAAGCUGCCAGAGACUACAACUUAGGCAGACCUAACAGCACUGCACAAGAAGAUUAUAUUAUUCGAAGAGGCGAAACAGUUCAGAUUCCUAUUUGGGCGUUUCAUAGAGAUCCCAAGUAUUUUCCUGACCCCGAGAAAUUCGACCCCGAGAGGUUUUCAGAUGAAAACAAGCAUAAGGUUGACCCUUUCAGUUAUAUGCCAUUUGGUGUUGGUCCCAGAAAUUGUAUUGGUUCAAGAUUUGCGCUAUGUGAGGUAAAAAUUGCUCUAUACCAGCUGCUGCAACACAUAGAGGUGUCUGCGUGUCCGCGGACGCCGGUGCCAGCGCGUCAGCCUGACAGCUUCCAAGUGCGGCUGUGUGGCGGACACUGGCUCAGGAUGAAGCCGCGACACUGAUUCAUUUGCUAUAUAUAAAACACUAGUUUUUCAUUUGAAAUGAGGUGGAAAAUACAUAAUGUGUUACUCGAUAUAUUAUCUGUGUCUUUAAUAAGAUGAGUUGAAUAGUUGCGGAGUUAUCGAGUAAAUGGGAAGAACAAACGUUAUUGCAGGGGAACCUUACACAUUUCCGGGAUCUUAGGUAGCCCAUGUAUUUUUCCAAAUUGUUUCUAUACAAAAUUUGAGUGAGAUACGUGCAGUCGUUCUGGUGAUACCUCCUAACAAACAUCCAUCCAUCCAAACGAAUGCAAUGCGAAUGCAU